AUGUCGUUGUUUGGAAACACUGGAUCCACAUCGUUAUUUGGUAAUACUGGCGCAACUACACAGCCAAAUACAUCAUUAUUUGGUAAUACGGGAGCAACUGCACCGAAUACCUCUUUAUUUGGUGCUACAGGAGCAACCACACAACCAACAACAUCACUAUUUGGUAAUACUAGCUCAAAUACACAAUCAACUUCAUUGUUUGGAGGCACAACACAACCACAGCAAUCAACUUCAUUAUUUGGUGGUAGUUUAGGCUCGCAAGGAAGUCUAGGUAGUUUAGGUUCGCAAGGAAGUUUAGGUAGUUUGGGUUCGGCAAAUACAUUGGGUUCAGCAGGAAGCCUAAAUAGUUUAGGUAAUGCAUCAACAUCUUUAUUUGGCCAACCACAACAACAACAACAAUCGACAUCAUUAUUUGGUAGUACUGCUCAACCACAACAAAAUACAUCAUUAUUUGGCCAACCAACAAAUACAUUGCAACAGCAACAACAACAACAGCAACAACAACAACAACAGUUACAAUUACAGCAAUUACAAUUACAACAGCUACAAUUACAACAACAACAACAACAACAAAAAAAUAUGGUCGAACAAAGAUUAUAUGAUUUUAUGCAAGCAGUUUCACCAGAUUCCCCAACAUGUAAAUAUAUUUAUUGGUUUUAUAAUUUUAACCCAAAUGUAGAUCCAAAAACAAUCCCAAAACCUCCUAAUGUUUCAGCAGCAGAUUGGCAGAAUGCUUUAGAUAAUAAUCCAGAUCCAUCAAAAUUUAUACCGGUUGUAGCAAAAUCAUUUAACGAUUUAAAACAAAGAAGAGAACAACAACAAGAAAUUAUUAAACAAUUAGAUCAAAGAACCCAAGAAACAUUAAAAUCGAUGAGAGAUUUAGAAAAUCAAUUAAACUUUCAUGUUCACUCACAAUUAGAAAUGAUAAGAAAGAAACAAAUAGAAUUGAUUCAAAAAUAUACCGAAGUAUGGACCAGUUUAGAGAUUUAUCAAAGUAAAGGUAAACCAUUUGGUGUAUCAGAAGAAAGACUAAUGAAAAGAAUUCAAGAGAUUUACGAGGAAUUAAAACAACCAAAUUCAAUUAAAUCUAAAGUGGAUGAAAUCUCCAAUCAAUUAAAACUAGGUUCAAUGGAAAAAGAAAAAAUUAAAUAUGAAAUCACACCAGAAGCAAUCGAACCACUUUAUAACUUUUUAAAAAAUAUGACCAUUUCAAUCGAACGUAUUACAAAUGAAUUAGAAAUUGCAGUAAAAGAUUCUCAAACUUUAAAAAAUGAAUUGUUACAUUUAAAUAAAAAACAAUAA
This is a messenger RNA of Dictyostelium purpureum, 1302 nucleotides long. RefSeq lists its product as uncharacterized. Gene Ontology annotation, biological process: protein localization to nuclear inner membrane; NLS-bearing protein import into nucleus; nuclear pore organization. NCBI's taxonomy places the organism in Eukaryota, Evosea, Eumycetozoa, Dictyosteliales, Dictyosteliaceae. Bases 1 to 1302 code for a protein of 433 amino acids. Gene Ontology annotation, cellular component: nuclear pore; nuclear pore central transport channel. Gene Ontology annotation, molecular function: structural constituent of nuclear pore. The record is from RefSeq and is a predicted model, not a curated record. The transcript is spliced from 3 exons.